Suhomyces tanzawaensis NRRL Y-17324 is the source of this 264-nucleotide messenger RNA. Its product is annotated as mRNA splicing protein. NCBI's taxonomy places the organism in Eukaryota, Fungi, Ascomycota, Pichiomycetes, Serinales, Debaryomycetaceae. Gene Ontology annotation, molecular function: RNA binding. Bases 1 to 264 code for a protein of 87 amino acids. The record is from RefSeq and is a predicted model, not a curated record. Gene Ontology annotation, biological process: mRNA splicing, via spliceosome; spliceosomal snRNP assembly. The transcript has a single exon. Gene Ontology annotation, cellular component: U1 snRNP; precatalytic spliceosome; U4/U6 x U5 tri-snRNP complex.
AUGUCGGAACGGGGCAAGAAGUCGAUGCUUCCGCCCAUCAACCUUAUCUUCAAGUACUUACAACAGCAACUGCCAGUGACCAUCUGGCUCUACGAGCAAACAGGCCUGAGAAUACAGGGCAAAAUAAGAGGCUUUGAUGAGUUCAUGAACGUGGUUAUUGAUGAUGCUGUGGAGAUCUCGAUGAAAGACGGGUCCAAGGAGGAGCUUGGGCGUAUGUUGUUGAAAGGUGAAAACAUCACCUUGAUCUCGAGCUUGGACGUGUGA